AUGCCAACUCUAUCAAUACGCGAAGACUAUGAAGAUGAUAGCUGGAAAUCAAAUAUUGUCAUAUGCGUUUCAAUCUGUGGCAUCGCAUCAAUCGUCUUCUUAUUGCUGCGCUAUUUAUCACAGAGACUAGUAUCUAGUCGUGGCCCAACUUGGAGCGAUUGGUUGCUCCUGAUAGGUUGGGUCUUUUUCGCUGGCUUCGAUGUUUCGUUUGCCUUGACGAUCCAUUAUGCAGACGAUCCUCACAGGUCUUAUCACACAACAGAGCAUAUACUGCAAAUUCUCGACAUGGUCUCUCAGAGUGCUUACAGCUUUUCUAUGAUGUUUAUAAAGUGCAGUAUUCUUAGCUUCUAUGGGAGCAUUUUUUCAUCAAAGCGGUUCCGCUAUUGCCUCUGGUUUGUCUCCGCUGUUGUCAUCAUAUGGGCCCUCUCAUUUGGGUCCAUUUCUUUGCUCCAGUCUAUGCCAAAAACUGCACGUUUGGAUGAAACUGUUCCCAAAGGAACUUCCAUUGAUUAUGGCACGGCCUUCGUUGUGGGUGCCCCUAUCAACAUCAUUACAGACUUCAUCAUCCUAUCCAUGCCUAUUCCAUUGGUAUGGCGGCUGCAUGUCACAAAGAAAAAGAAGCUGCUGCUCUGUUUUACGUUUGCGAUGGGGGGCAGUGCAUGUUUGAUCAGCAUCAUACGGCUAGCAGUCUCUCUACAAGAUCAUGGCGCAAUUGCUGGCGAAUGGUACCAGGCGCCGUCCUGUAUUUUAUCUGUUAUUGAACUCACAAUGGGUAUUCUCGCAGCCUCAAUUCCAACAUAUCGGCCACUUUACAGGCGGUUAACUUCAAAGCAUGGCUUAGCGAAAACCGUCGACCAGGACGUUGAACCUAACGACUAUAAGAAUAACAGGCUCGUUGACAAGAAUCAUCAAUUCGGUAAUGAUGACCACCCGACUGCGGCGGCUAGGUGGGAGUUUCUGAUGGGGAAGAUUUAA
Molecule: messenger RNA, 975 nt
Organism: Hypoxylon fragiforme
Lineage: Eukaryota; Fungi; Ascomycota; Sordariomycetes; Xylariales; Hypoxylaceae
Exons: 5
Coding region: 1-975 (324 amino acids)
Source: RefSeq, a predicted model, not a curated record